Messenger RNA from Botrytis fragariae, 1635 nucleotides. RefSeq names its product putative phenylacetone monooxygenase protein. The transcript is spliced from 5 exons. Lineage: Eukaryota; Fungi; Ascomycota; Leotiomycetes; Helotiales; Sclerotiniaceae. The coding region runs from base 1 to 1635 and encodes 544 amino acids. Gene Ontology annotation, molecular function: N,N-dimethylaniline monooxygenase activity; NADP binding; flavin adenine dinucleotide binding. The record is from RefSeq and is a predicted model, not a curated record.
AUGCGGCCGGUAAAGGUCAUAAGCAUCGGAGCAGGAGUCAGCGGUAUCAACAUGGCUCGAGCUUUAAAACGACACGGCACCAACAUCGAACAUAUAGUCUAUGACAAGAAUCCUGAAGUUGGUGGUACAUGGUAUGAAAAUUGUUACCCCGGAUGUGCAUCCGACGAUCCUUCCCACAAUUAUCAAUUCUCUCACACACCAAAUCCUGGUUGGAGCUCCCUCUUUGCACCAGCGAGCGAAAUACAAGGUUAUUUACAAGAUGUGUGUAGCAAGUAUGAUUUGAAAGAUCGUAUCAGAUUGUCUCAUAAGAUUGUUCAUGCGCAAUGGGAUGAGGGAUCUGCAGAAUGGGUGUUGAAGAUUGAAAAUGAGGUUACUGGUGUGAUUUUUGAAGAUCGGUGUCAUUUUUUGCUCAAUUCGGGUGGGAUGUUUAAUAAUUGGAAGUGGCCAGAUAUCAAGGGUCUACACUCUUUCAAAGGAGAUCUCGUUCAUUCUGCAAAGUGGCAGAAGGAUGUAGAUCUCAAGGAUAAGAGAGUAGCCGUUAUUGGAAAUGGUGCAUCUGGUGUUCAGAUUGUACCAGUUCUACAACCAGAAGUCACAAAGCUUUCCCACUUCGUUAGGACAAAGACUUGGAUCUCUCCCAACAGCAAGUCAGUCUCCCAUAUCAUGGAACAGUACGAGCUAGAUGCCGCGCACAAGUUUUCCGAGAAACAAAUCCAGAAAUUUCGAGAAGAUCCAAUAAAAUACACAAAGUUUCUUAAGGCUAUUGAAUCCUUAUCUAACAAAAGAUUCAAGACGAUCCUAAGAGGCAGCCCCGAAGCACUAGAAGCCAAACGCGUCAUCUCUCUCUACAUGGCCGAAGCCCUCAACUACGAUAAACAUCUCCUUGAAGCCCUGCUUCCCGAUUUUCCUGUCGGCUGCAGAAGAGUUACACCCGGUGUCGGCUAUCUGAAAGCUUUAACACAGCCAAAUGUCGACGUCAUCACAUCGGGCAUCGAAGAAAUACAACCUAACGGCAUCAAGCUUACAAACGGUGAAAUCAUAGAGGUUGAUGCAAUAGUUUGUGCUACGGGUUUCAAUUGCUCUUUUGUGCCACGUUUUCCCAUCAUUGGAGAGAAUGGAAACUUACAGGAUUUGUGGAGGGACAAUCCGGGUCAGGCGUAUAUGUCAUGCAUGGUUCCUGGAAUGCCAAAUUAUAUCACAUUCCUCGGUCCCAACGGCCCACUAGCACACGGUGCCAUUCCCAUAAUAACGGAACAACUCAGCGCUUUUGCUCUAAAAUUCAUCCAGAAAUGUCAACUCCAGUCAAUUUCUUCCUUCAGACCUCUGCCCGCAGCAGUACAAGACUACGCAGAACAUAUAGCACAAUUCAUGCCUCGAACGGUAUGGACAGAUAAGGGAGUAAGAAGUUGGUAUCGCAAUGGAAAAAGUGAGGGACCGGUUUUGGCGCUGCAUCCGGGAAGUCAGGCCCACUUCUUCCAUAUGUUGGAGGCGCCUCGGUGGGAGGAUUUUGAAUGGAGGAGAAAGAACGAUGAAAGUGACAAUAGGUUCAGAUAUCUGGGAAAUGGAUUUUCGGCUAAAGAAAGUGAGAUGGGAGGCGAUGAUACGUGGUAUUGGGGAGAAGCGGAUAGAAUGUGA